Messenger RNA from Neogale vison (American mink), 4522 nucleotides. It is a transcript of the gene SLC34A2, whose product is annotated as solute carrier family 34 member 2. Lineage: Eukaryota; Metazoa; Chordata; Mammalia; Carnivora; Mustelidae. The coding region runs from base 88 to 2169 and encodes 693 amino acids. Gene Ontology annotation, cellular component: vesicle; apical plasma membrane; brush border. Gene Ontology annotation, molecular function: sodium:phosphate symporter activity. Gene Ontology annotation, biological process: sodium-dependent phosphate transport; intracellular phosphate ion homeostasis. The record is from RefSeq and is a predicted model, not a curated record. The transcript is spliced from 13 exons.
ACCUUCGCUAUAUAUACUCAGGCCUCGGAGGCUGAGCUUCGCCUGGGUGCCUCCUUCGGUCCAUUAACUGCGUGAGGAGCGCUGGCCAUGGCUCCUUGGCCUGAGCUGGAAAAUGCCCAGCCCAACACCAAUAAAUACUUGGAAGGGGUCACCAGUCAGCAGCCCACCACACCUGGGAAAGGCAAGGAGAUCAACAAAAAUGACACCGGGAGCCCUGUGACUAAGAUCGAACUUCUGCCAUCCAAUUCCACUGUGGCACUGAUAGAGGAGCCCACCGAGGUGGCAGACCCCUGGGACCUGCCUGAGCUUCGGGACACCGGGAUCAAGUGGUCAGAGAGAGACACCAAAGGGAAGAUCCUCUGUGUCUUCCAAGGAAUUGGGAAAUUUAUUUUGCUUCUGGGAUUUCUCUACUUCUUCGUGUGUUCCUUGGAUGUCCUCAGCAGUGCCUUCCAGCUGGCUGGAGGAAAGGUGGCUGGACAGUUCUUCAGCAAUAACUCCAUUAUGUCCAACCCCGUGGCUGGGAUGGUGAUUGGCGUGCUGGUGACCGUCCUGGUGCAGAGCUCCAGCACCUCCUCCUCCAUCGUCGUCAGCAUGGUGGCCUCUUCACUGCUGAGUGUGCGUGCAGCCAUCCCCAUUAUCAUGGGGGCCAACAUUGGGACCUCAAUCACCAACACCAUUGUGGCGCUCAUGCAGGCAGGAGACCGGAAUGAAUUCAGAAGGGCUUUUGCAGGAGCUACUGUCCAUGACUUCUUCAACUGGCUGUCUGUGUUGGUGCUCUUGCCCCUGGAGGCAGCCACCCAUUACCUGGAGACCCUAACCGAUGUGGUGGUGGAGACCUUUCACUUCGAGAAUGGAGAAGAUGCCCCAGCACUUCUGAAAGUCAUCACAGACCCCUUCACCAAGCUCAUAAUCCAGUUGGAUAAGAAGGUUAUCAGCGAAAUUGCAAUGAAUGAGGAAGCCGCCAAAAACAAGAGUCUGAUCAAGAUUUGGUGCAAAACUUUGACCAGCGUGACUCAAAUGAAUGUCACUGUCCCUUCGCCUGAGAAUUGCACCUCGCCUUCCCUUUGUUGGUCGGAUGGUUUGUACACCUGGACUAUCAAGAACGUGACCUCCAAGGAGAACAUUGCCAAGUGCCAGCACAUCUUUGUGAAUUCCAACCUCCCGGACAUUGUUGUUGGCACCAUCCUGCUGUUAAUCUCCCUGCUGGUCCUCUGCGGCUGCCUGAUCAUGAUCGUCAAGCUCCUGGGCUCUGUGCUCCGGGGACAGGUGGCCAUUGUCAUCAAGAAGACCAUCAACACUGAUUUUCCAUUUCCCUUUGCCUGGGUGACUGGCUACCUGGCCAUCCUCGUGGGGGCAGGCAUGACCUUCGUCGUGCAGAGCAGCUCCGUCUUCACAUCCGCUAUGACCCCCCUGAUCGGUAUUGGUGUGAUCAGCAUCGAGAGGGCGUACCCACUCACGCUGGGCUCCAACAUCGGCACCACUACCACCGCCAUUCUGGCUGCCUUGGCCAGCCCUGGCAAUACCCUGAGGAGCUCACUGCAGAUCGCCCUGUGCCACUUCUUCUUCAACAUCUCGGGCAUCAUGCUAUGGUACCCGAUCCCCUUCACCCGCCUGCCCAUCCGCCUGGCCAAGGGCCUGGGCAUUGUCUCCUCCAAGUACCGCUGGUUUGCCGUCUUCUACCUGAUCUUCUUCUUCUUCCUGAUCCCGCUGGCUGUGUUCGGCCUCUCGCUGGCCGGCUGGCCGGUGCUGGUGGGCGUGGGCGUGCCGAUCAUCUUCGUGAUCCUCCUAGUGGUGGUCCUCACUCUCCUGCAGUCGCGCUGCCCGCGCAUCCUGCCCGGAAGGCUCCAGAACUGGAACUUUUUGCCCCUGUGGAUGCACUCACUGAAGCCCUGGGACGACCUGAUCUCCCUGUUCGCCGGCUGCUGCCAGAACCGCUGCUGUCUCUGCUGCCGGCUCUGCUGCCGUACGUGCUGCCUGCUCUGCGGCUGCCCACCGUGCUGCCGCUGCAGCGGCUGCUGCCAGAACCUCGAGGAGGAGCCUGAGCUGCCCAUCAAGGUCCCCGAGGCCUUUGAUAACGUGGCCAUGAGCCGGGAGGCCCCAGAUGAGCCCCCGCAGGCUCAGGGGGAGGCCGGGGGCACCAGAAGCAUCGCUAGCAGCACCGCCUUGUAGGGUGGCCCGGAGGUAGGGGGGGUGCCCCCCAGCAGCCCAUUGGUCUCCGCGGGCCCUCCUCUGCCUGGCGGGGAGCCAUUCCUCCUCAGAAAGCUGUUCACAUCAGCCACCUGCUUUCAUAGCCCUUGGCCUGGUAGCCUGCACAGUGGCUCCAUCUCGGUGCAGACUCCCGAGCUCCUGCCUACAAGAUGUGCUCAGUAAUCCUGAAAGACUGGGACAGAGAAGGCCUCCAGAUGAUCACACUGGCCAGCCUUGCCCAGCUGGCUGGCUCCACAGAACCCAUUUUUCAGACUCCAGCAGUCCUCUUCCGAAAAACCCCUGAGGGAGGGAUUUAUGGAAGGUUCUCCAAGAUGUACAUGUUACGUGCGUAUGUGAUGGUGAGAAUGCUCUGCCAUCUCUCUUAUUUACCAAAGAUUUGCCUCAGCCAAGAGCAGUUGCCCCCAGGAGCCCUUGCCCCAGACCAGACCCCUUGGGUGGGGAGGGUGUGGGAAUAGUGUAAUUGUGUGGAGACUUGGUGAGGACCACAGGGUGGGCCUUUACCCUUUGCCAGAGCUCCCCAAGUCCCUCGUUGGGUGUCUUCACCUAGACAGGUGUGGCUCACCUAAGCUUCCUUGCCGUGGCCUUGCCCAAGUUCUUAGGGCAGGAGCUGCAUCUGAGCUACCAAGAGGUUCAGGGUGGACUUUGGCUCCCCUGUUGGCUCCAUCUUUCUGAGAAGUGAAUGGUCCAAAUCCUGAUCUGGGCAGUUGGGAGGAUGAGAGCUAGGGAAUGGGGAGCACUGGGGUAGAGAUGGUUUAUCUGGUACAAGAGCCUAGGGCUCUUGACUUGGCUACUCUAAAAGCCAAAUUGAUCAUCAGGCCAGAGCCCAGUGCUACCCUCUUGAUCAGAUAAAAUUGCCCUCGUUGAGUCUUUUGGAAUAAGAUCCGAAGCCCCUCUGAUCCCCUCCACUGCUGCCACCUUGAAUCCCAGGAAAGACAUGGGACAAUUGUAGCUUCUGUCUGCCUGCUCACUCCCCGUGCAAGAUAGAUGUCUGAGUCAGCUUUUUGGUCGGCAGCUUCCAUUCAUCCAUCUAAGCCAAAAAAUUUUCGAACAUUCUCUCGCGUUCCCAUAGAUAGGCAAGCUCCAAUUUCCUGCCUUCUCUUCAUGCCUGCGGAGAUCCAGCCUUUUUCUCAAAGGGCAGAAACCAGGGCAUGGCCAGACAGCCCCCAGAACGGUGAUCAUCAAGUAGCAUUAGGGGUCCGUGUGUGGCUGUAGGUCCAUGGGCUGUGCUGCUCCUUGCUCCUGAUGCCUUCUCUGUGCCUUCGAGAGUGGCCUGCUGUCCACACCUACUCCCUCCACCGCUUCUCACUUCUCACGCUGAACACUCCCAGUCUGCCCCCGGGAAAGGGAGGGAGCCUCUGAGGGGUCUGGGGGAGAGAGUUCCGCACAGCCUCACUCCCAAGACCCCAUUCUCCCCCAUCCUGGCUUAUGUGCCAACUUAGCAGGUUGGGAUGCCGAACUGAGCCGCCCUCUGACCCUUAGCUCCUGUAGAUACCAGUUCCCAAACAGAGCCAUUUAUACUCGUAUAUUUAUAGUCGCACAUCUGUACAGCAUUUUUUGUAAGUUACGUAGUAAGUAGUAGUGUGAUUUGUGUUUUGUAGUGCUCUCAUUUGGAAAUGAGGCCGGGUUCUACGAUGAAAUAGAAAGAAAGCACCUUUGUAUAUUUCAUAAUACCACCUUUUCAAUGUGCCUCUGUAGCUGCACCCAGGGCCACACGCCCUGUAAAUAUGUAUGCUAAGCCUGGGCAGGGCUGUGGCCCUCUUGCACACUGAUUUUUUUUUUUUAAUUGGAUCCUUGUACCCGUGUUGAUUGUAAUUUUUUUUUUUUUUUUUUACUGGUUGUGGGAAGGGAGAAAUAAAAAAAGACAAAUCCAAAGGGCUCUAUUGCUUUUCAUUCCAGAGAAAUAGGGGCCUCCUGGGUCUGUUUCCUAAAAACAUUGGGGUCUCUUCAAUAUCACGACCCACCUCUCCAUCACCGGGGUCAGCUGCAUCAUCUGUGGGGCCCCUGGUUCAGAAGCAGAGGGAAAGUGCCAUUAUAGGCACUAAAUAUAAAAGCUCUCCUUCCUUCAGUGAUCUCUCCUAAUUUAGGGCUUUUAAAGUAUUGUUGGAUAGUGCUUCUAAGAUUUAAAUUUUAAUUAUUAGCAUGUAUGUUAUGAUUCAUUUUCAUAUCAUGCAGUGUCCAUUUUAAAUGUAAACAUGAGAGCUUUCAACUCACACAUGGGAUUGCUGAAAUCACACAACUCCUUUUGUCGCUCGUACGUGUAUCUUGUUCUGCCAGAACAGCGGGAAUGCUGCAUAAAACUCCAUUUUUAUUUCUC